This is a messenger RNA of Conger conger (European conger), 3325 nucleotides long. RefSeq names its product RNA-binding protein 5-like. Gene Ontology annotation, cellular component: nucleus. Bases 186 to 2702 code for a protein of 838 amino acids. NCBI's taxonomy places the organism in Eukaryota, Metazoa, Chordata, Actinopteri, Anguilliformes, Congridae. The transcript has 24 exons. The record is from RefSeq and is a predicted model, not a curated record. Gene Ontology annotation, biological process: mRNA splicing, via spliceosome. Gene Ontology annotation, molecular function: RNA binding.
UGGCUUUCUGGGAGAAGGAAGUAUAGAACAGAGUAAAAUGGGAAAACGUUGACUUGGAAAAUAUAGCUAUAGAAAAUAAGUUUUUGUUUUUGCACGGUCCACUAAGAGGUUACUUUUGCAUUUAAAAUACUUAAACGUGUGUUUUGAAAGUUGGAAAGAAGGGCCCACUGUUGUACCAUUUGACAAUGGGAGCAGAUAAAAGGGUCAGUCGCACAGAGCGCAGUGGGAGGUAUGGCCCAGAUCAGAGUCGGGAGGACUCAAAGUGGCGUGAGCGUCGGGACAGGGACCCAGAGCGCGAGUAUGAGCGUCGCUGGGGAGAUGAGAGGCGCGCCGACCGCAACGACGACCACAGGAACCGCGACAGUCCUGAGAGAAUGGACCGGAAACGACACAACAGUGAUAGGUCAGAGGACUACCACUCGGAUGGAGAAUACCAGGAGCAGGACUUCAGAGGAGAGCUGGGAGAGGAGAAGGAGAGCAAGACCAUCAUGCUGAGGGGCCUGUCGGCCCACAUAACCGAGGAGGAAAUCCAGGCAGCCCUGGACCUGCUGCAGGGACCCCAGCCUGUAGACGUCCGGCUCAUGAAGAACAGGACAGGUAUAAGCCGAGGGUUCGCCUUCGUGGAGUUUUAUCACUUGCAAGAUGCUACCCGAUGGAUGGAGACCAAUCAGAAGCAGCUGGUGAUCCAGGGCAAGAGUGUGGCUGUACUCUACAGCAACCCGCGCCACAAGUUUGAAGACUGGCUGUGCAACACCUGCGGCCUGUACAAUUUCCGGAGGAGGCUGAAGUGCUUCAGGUGUGGAGCAGCCAAAGUUGAAGGCGAGUCCAGCACCUCCAGUGGAGUGACUCCAGAGCCACAGCAGAGUGGGGAAGACUAUGGCGAUACCAUCAUCCUGAGGAACAUCGCACCGUACACCACUGUCGAGGCCAUCAUGGCCGCCCUGGCUCCGUACGCCAACCUGGUAGCACGAAACAUCCGCCUCAUCAAGCACAAACAGACCGGGCAGAACAGAGGCUUCGCCUUCGUGCAGCUCCCCUCCCCUCUGGAGGCCUCCCAGCUUCUCACCAUCCUCCAAGGACUGCAGCCGCCACUGAAGCUGGACGGAAAGACCAUCGGCGUAGACUACGCCAAGAGCGGCCGGAAGGACGUGGUCCUGCCGGAUGGGAGUCGCAUCAGCGCCUUCUCGGUGGCCAGCACCGCCAUCGCAGCGGCCCAGUGGUCCUCCAGCCAGCCACAGCAGGGUGCAAGCGGCGGCAGUGCUUCAGAGUUUGCGUACCUGCAGGAGGGCUAUCCGCAGUACGUCCAGGACUACCAGUCUUACUAUCAGCAGCCGGGGGCAGUGGAGCCAGCCCUGGGAGAUGGGAUACUGGGAGCUGCUCCUGGCAUGAAGACGCUCCCGGUCGCCACAGCGGUCGUGGUGUCUCAGAGCGCUCAGGUCUACCAGCCGCACAUAAUCGGCCAGCCUGCCACACUGUCACAGCCAGCAGCACCUGCGACUGAAGUGAUAGAACUACAAGCCGCAGCAACAACCGCAACCGUGGCCACAACUGUAACAGCCACGGUGACCAGCACAACACAAGCUUCCGAGAGCACAUCCACUGCUCCUGACACGUCUACCUACCAGUACGAUGAGUCAUCUGGGUAUUACUAUGACUCUCAGUCAGGGCUCUACUACGAUCCAAACUCUCAGUACUUCUACAACUCCCAGACCCAGCAGUACCUGUACUGGGACACUGAGAAGCAGACGUACGUUCCCGCGACCAACUCCACCUCGGCACAGGCCUCAGGAGCCCCCGCUGCCAUGGGCUCCAAAGAGCCCAAGGAGAAGAAGGAGAAGCCCAAGAGCAAGACUGCACAGCAGAUCGCCAAGGACAUGGAGCGCUGGGCCAAGAGCAUGAACAAGCAGAAGGAGACCUUCAAGAACAGCUUCCAGAGCCUGGGCCAGUCCCGGGACGAGGAGAGGAGGGAGGCGGCCGCUGCCGACGCAGGCUUCGCGCUCUUCGAGAAGAAGCAGGGUGGUGGGCUGGAGAAGCAGCUCCUGAUGACGGAGCUGGUGAGGAGCAGAGAGGAGGAGAGUGCGGUGCGGGACAUGAGCGGGCUGGUGGCGGCGUACGCCGGGGACAGCGACCCCGAGGAGGCCGAGUCCGAGAGGGGGGAGGAGGGCGUGGACAAGCUGACGGACUGGAAGAAGCUGGCCUGCCUGCUCUGCCGCCGGCAGUUCCCCAACAAGGAGGCUCUACUGCGCCACCAGCAGCUCUCUGAGCUGCACAAGCAAAACUUGGAAGUCCAAAGAUCCAAAAUGUCAGAAGCGGAGCUGGAGGAAUUGGAGAGAAAGGAGACUGAGAUGAAGUACAGAGACCGGGCUGCUGAGCGAAGGGAGAAAUAUGGCAUUCCGGAACCUCCCGUGCCCAAGAAGAAGAAAUUCUUUGAGCCGCCCAAGACUGUAAACUACGAGCAACCCACCAAGGACGGGCUGAACAGCGACAACAUCGGGAACAAGAUGCUGCAGGCCAUGGGCUGGCAGGAGGGCCGGGGCCUUGGCCGCCGGCAGCAGGGCAUCACGGCUCCCAUCGAGGCCUCGUUAAGGACGAAGGGGGCAGGCCUGGGAACCAAAGGCAGCUCUUACGAGCUGUCCGCGACCGACACCUACAAGGACAUCGUGCGCAAGGCCCUGUUUGCGCGCUUCACCGAGCUGGAGUAAAGUUCGGGCCAGUCUCAAACCCCGCCCGAUCUGUCCAUCCCCCCCGAGACCUUACACCAGAUACAGAGACGGCCCCGCCCAUACCCUGCAGCUCUGGGUGCCGACAGUCAUCCGCUCAUCCGUCAAUCAUGCCCCAUCUCUAGUCCCUCACACUGAAGCAUGACCUGAACCCUGGCUCAAAAGGGCAGGCACAGAGGGAGGCCACAGCGUUUGAGGAAAGAGGCUCAAAUUGGAGACGCUGACUAUACAAUGUUAUAAUUAUUAUCAUUUUAUAAUUAUAAUUAUUAUUUAUUUGAGAAUUAUAUAUUUGCAGAGUGCAAACUGAAAAUGUGUAAAUCUUCUCUGAGCCUUGUGUGGCCAUCUGUGGCUUUGUAGCAGAGUGACAGAUAGGUGAAAUGUGCAGGAUAUCCGUGUUACAGGUGGAACUAAAACUAUUUAAUCUAAGUUCAUUUUUGUAUAUAUUUUCCAUGUUUCAAAGUCUUUCCUAAAUGCAGUCAGUAGCUAUUUCUGUUCACUUGUACAGUUUGUAUGAAUCAAUAGUUUCAUUUUGUACAGAUCAAAUAAAUUACAAUUUGAUCCCUCUUGGCUGUCUGAAAGAAAUAAAUGCUUGCUGUUGAACACAA